AUGACCGAACGAGUUAAAGUUGUCCGCACGGUUUUUAAAAGAAAAAAAGCGACGAAGACUAUCGGGGGGGAAGAGAACGAGAACGAGGAUACCAAGGGCGACGAAAAGAGGAGACGUGAGAAACAGAAUCAAGCAGGUGAGGAGUACCGGCGAGCCAAAGGGAGCGGCGAAACGAGAGCAACGAAUCCGGUAAAACAGCACGACUGUUUCGACGAGGCUUAUCCCAGGGAAGGGGGCCACGAGGCGGCUGCAGACGGAAACAGGGAGCUAGCUUGUGACAGAGUGUGCACGAGGAACGAUGAACAGACGGAGAGAGGGAUGAAGGGAAAAGACGAAGUGGCGAGAGAGACGAAAAUAAGUAAGAAGAGAAAAGAGCAGAUGGACACCCGUUGGAACCGUGGGAACAUGUAA
This is a messenger RNA of Sporothrix schenckii 1099-18, 411 nucleotides long. RefSeq lists its product as uncharacterized. The record is from RefSeq and is a predicted model, not a curated record. The coding region runs from base 1 to 411 and encodes 136 amino acids. Lineage: Eukaryota; Fungi; Ascomycota; Sordariomycetes; Ophiostomatales; Ophiostomataceae. The transcript has 2 exons.